Molecule: messenger RNA, 3624 nt
Organism: Cordyceps militaris CM01
Lineage: Eukaryota; Fungi; Ascomycota; Sordariomycetes; Hypocreales; Cordycipitaceae
Product: DEAD/DEAH box RNA helicase Ski2, putative
Exons: 2
Coding region: 1-3624 (1207 amino acids)
Biological process (GO): nuclear-transcribed mRNA catabolic process, 3'-5' exonucleolytic nonsense-mediated decay
Cellular component (GO): Ski complex
Molecular function (GO): RNA binding; RNA helicase activity; ATP binding
Source: RefSeq, a predicted model, not a curated record
AUGGUCAGCAUCGACGACAUCUUGCUGGCGCAGGAUACAGACGAUGCCGCCAUCCAAAAUCUGCAGCCGGGCAGCCAGGACCCCGCUCGCAUCAAGGCCCAGCUGGAGGAGCUCUACCUGUCACCAUCGCCCGAAUUCUCUGACGAGUGGCUGAACCGCCUGCAGCAGCGCUGGGACUACGAGGCCGACUACUCGUCUCUGUUUCGCAUCGCACCAACACAGACCAGGACCGUCACCCAUUUUCAGCGCCAAGGGUUGGAAGGUCGCGUCACCGGCUACAAGAAUGUCACGGUCCCGCGCCACAGCGCCAACGCCAAAAAUUCGACCAGCCUGCUCCGCAAGCCCGCCAACCGCGCCGAGUUUGUCCGCGGCGCUGCUGGCUUCUUUCCCUUUGCGCCCGGCGGUCUGGAUAGCAUCGCGGCGACUGCCGCCCUGGAGGGGCAAGCCCUCGCCGGCGGAAAUGGCGAGCCGGGCGGCAACAAGCUCGACAGAGUCAUCCAGUUCACUGACGGUGGCUUGCUUCAGGUAGCACCCGGCCUGGAACGAGGUAUUGACUUUGCCAAGAAGAAGACACAGCAGGACCAGGACACCGAAGACGCGGUCCAGCAAGUCUUGGAAGAGGCGCCGGAACAGGUAGAGGGAGAUGAAGGCAGGGAGGAUGGCGAUCGGGCAGAGAUCGCGGAAGACGAAGAUGACGACGGCCAAGACGACGAUAUUGACGAUAUAUUGCCUGUUGAAUUUCCUUCCCUUGAACCACAUGGCGUACUCGCCGCAUCUCGUGCUAAGAAGGCGGGCAAGGAAUGGGCGCACAUGGUGGACAUACGCAACGAAAUGACGAAUUUCAGGGAGCUAGUGCCAGACAUGGCGCGAGAAUGGCCGUUUGAGCUGGACACUUUCCAAAAAGAAGCAGUCUAUCAUCUCGAGAAUGGCGACUCUGUUUUUGUCGCUGCGCACACCUCUGCAGGCAAGACGGUCGUUGCAGAAUACGCCAUUGCUCUAGCGGCCAAGCAUAUGACCAAGGCCAUCUACACAUCGCCCAUCAAAGCGCUCAGCAACCAAAAGUUUCGCGACUUCCGAGAGACUUUUGACGAAGUCGGCAUCCUCACUGGUGACGUGCAGAUCAAUCCCGAGGCUAGCUGCCUCAUCAUGACAACGGAAAUCCUGCGAUCUAUGCUAUACCGCGGUGCCGAUUUGAUCCGUGACGUUGAGUUCGUCAUUUUUGACGAGGUCCACUACGUCAACGAUUACGAGCGCGGCGUUGUCUGGGAAGAAGUCAUCAUCAUGCUGCCAGAGCACAUCUCGUUGAUCCUCCUCUCCGCCACCGUGCCCAAUACACACGAAUUCGCGUCAUGGGUCGGACGCACAAAGCAAAAAGACAUCUAUGUCAUCUCAACCGCCAAGAGACCGGUUCCUCUCGAACACUAUGUUUGGGCUGGCAAGGACAUUCACAAAAUUGUGGACUCGGACAAGAAGUUUAUCGAAAAGGGCUGGAAAGACGCACAUGCCACGUUUCAAAGCAAGGACAAGCCCAAAGGCGCGGAAACGACUGUUGCAACGCGUGGAGCUCAAGACAAGAAUCUGUGGGUUCAUCUGGUUCAGUAUCUGAAACGCAACACACUUCUGCCGGCGUGUAUCUUUGUCUUUUCCAAAAAGCGGUGCGAGGAAAACGCCGAUGCGCUGAGUAACCAGGACUUUUGCACGGCAUCUGAAAAGAGCCACAUUCAUAUGAUUAUCGAAAAGUCGAUUGCCCGACUCAAGCCAGAGGAUCGCCUCCUGCCGCAAAUUAUCCGCCUACGAGAACUUCUCGGCCGGGGUAUUGCAGUGCACCAUGGCGGUUUGCUUCCCAUUGUCAAGGAAUUAGUCGAGAUUCUGUUCGCGGAGACGCUCGUCAAGGUGCUGUUUGCCACCGAGACCUUUGCCAUGGGGUUGAACUUGCCUACUAGAACGGUUGUAUUCUCUGGAUACCGCAAACACGAUGGGCACUCGUUCCGUAACCUUUUGCCUGGCGAAUACACACAAAUGGCAGGUCGUGCCGGUCGUCGUGGUCUGGACAAGGUUGGGUCAGUCAUUAUUGUUCCUCCUGGAGGUGAUGAUGCGCCACCUGUCACGGACCUGCGCAAUAUGAUCUUGGGCGAGCCAUCGAAGCUGCGAUCGCAGUUUAGACUGACGUAUAACAUGAUUCUCAACUUGUUGCGCGUUGAAGCUCUGAAGAUUGAAGAAAUGAUUAAGCGCAGUUUCUCGGAGCAUGCCACCCAGCAACUACUUCCUGAGCAUGAAAAGGAUGUCAAGCUGGCCCAGGCUGAUCUGGACAAGGUCAAGCGUGAGCCGUGCAAGAUUUGCGAAACUGUUGUGGACGAAUGCCACCAAGCUGCGCAAGAUUUCAAGCAGCUUACUACUGAACUGUACAAGGGGUUGCUCAAGAUUCCCAUCGGCCGCAGAAUGUUUGUGCAGCAACGCCUGAUUGUGUUCAACUGGGACGGCAUCCGCACUGUAGGUAUUCUCCUCGCCGAUGGUGCGAGCCCCAGAAGCACAAUCGAGGAUCCUACUGUGCACGUAUGCGCGGUCAAGCCGCUGCGCGAUCGCCGCGACGGCACUGACCUGCUGCCGUUCCUGCCCACGUACCGCAAGUACCUGCACAAGCUGCCGAAUGGCCGUAAGCGCAUGCAAACCAAGACACUACAUGUUCCAUUGAGCGACGUUGAUUGCGUGACGCGAUGGGUGCUGAGGGGCACGGUGCCGGAGAUCAUGCAGCGCGGCGAGGUCGGCCUGGUGGCUCUUGACAAGCUGCAGGAGAUGUGCGUGUCGUGGGACGACAGGUGGGACGAGGUGGACAUGGCCAAGAUUAAAAGCUUGCAGCUGCAGGAGAUUAUUGAGAAACGCGUGCAGCUGGCCAAGGCGAUGAGCACGUCGCCGGCCAUGUCGUGCCCGUCGUUCCUCAAACACUUUGCCAUGUGCCACGACGAGUGGCUCAUCAAGGAGCACAUUCAGCAACUCAAGUUGUCGCUGUCGGACCAGAACCUGCAGCUCCUUCCGGACUACGAGCAACGCGUGCAGGUUCUCAAAGAACUUGGUUUCAUCGACGAUGCCACCCGCAUCCAGCUCAAGGGCAAAGUAGCCUGCGAGGUGCAUUCCGGCGACGAGCUCGUCCUGACCGAGCUCAUCCUCGACAACGUGCUCGCCGAAUUUGAUCCUGCCGAGAUUGCGGCGCUGCUUUCGGCGUUUGUGUUCCAAGAGAAGACGACGAUUGAGCCGGUGCUAACGGGCAACCUGGAGCGCGGGCGGGACCGCAUCGUGGCCAUUUCAGAAAAGGUCAAUGACGUGCAAACGCGGCUACAGGUGAUUUUAUCGUCGGAGGACUCCAACGACUUUGUGUCGCGGCCGCGGUUCGGCCUCAUGGAGGUGGUGUACGAGUGGGCGCGCGGGAUGAGCUUCAAGAACAUUACAGGCCUGACGGACGUGCUCGAGGGGACGAUUGUGCGCACCAUGACGCGGCUGGACGAGACGUGCCGCGAGGUCAAGAAUGCGGCGCGCAUUAUUGGCGAUCCAGACUUGUAUCAGAAGAUGCAGCAGGCGCAGGAGAUGAUUAAGCGCGACAUUACGGCCGUGGCGAGUCUGUACAUGUAG